Eimeria necatrix is the source of this 582-nucleotide messenger RNA. RefSeq lists its product as hypothetical. The record is from RefSeq and is a predicted model, not a curated record. The coding region runs from base 1 to 582 and encodes 193 amino acids. The transcript is spliced from 7 exons. Lineage: Eukaryota; Apicomplexa; Conoidasida; Eucoccidiorida; Eimeriidae.
AUGCCGGGUGCCCACGGAGAAGGCUGCGGCUGUAAGCCGGAGAGCGAAUUCAACUUGGGCGAGUUUCUGUUUGGCUACAUAGACGUUGACGGGGUUAGAGGAAUAAAUGAGCAGGAAACGGGCUCCGCGAAGCGAACAAUAAGGCCUUAUGAUGAAAGACUGAAUGAUUCUGUCUCUUGUAAAAGUGAGGAGGGAGACGCAGAACUAGUAACUAGUUUAGUAGUCAUAGGAGGGGAUAGAGGGAGGGCUCCUUCGAAAGUGAAGAUAUUUGCCAACAGAGACGACGUAGACUUUACCAAUGUGAGGGAUGUAGAGUGCAUUCAAGAAGUCGAGCUCACUACUGACUUCCACGGCGCUGUGGAGUAUCCUUUGAAGGUCACUAAACUUCAAAAUGCAUCUUCCAUUGUUUUGUACUUUCCGGAGAACUUCGGCGGCGACUGCACGGAAAUAUUUUACAUCGGUCUGAGGGGGGUCGGCUCAAAUUACCGCCGUGAAGCUGUACAGACUGUGUAUGAGGCUCGGGCCAACAUGAAAGAUCACAAACAGCCGGAAGGCGAAUUCCAAGCGCAAAUAGGACUCUAG